AUGUUUGACCUUUCAUUAACCCAACAAUUGCCCACACCCAGCCUGACCAGUCCGGCGUUUCUCUCGUCGUUCAAAACAUGCGUUGCAGUCAUCUCUGCACCUUUCCAGCUUGAAGAAGAGAACUCUUUCGAUGAUGCUAUCAAAGCGCACAAGACCGCCAUAGAAGUGCUCGAACAAGUCCAAAAGACCAAAGGGAUCAGAAAGUUCAACAGAAAGAUGUACGAAAGACAGGCGGAAAUCCAUCGUGAAAGAAAGGCGUACCUGGAGGCUUUUGGUGGGAAGUACGACGGGAGAAUAAUACUCAAAGCCCCUAAUCGCGCGGCAGUGGCAAAAAGUCACUCUUCGCCUAUCGGUUCCACUUCAUCUUCGCAACCACUCAGCACUUUCGCCAGUCAAUCUGGCAGGCCUCCACUCGAGUAUGUCGUUACAGCAGAUUCGGAACUGAUCGACCUGGGUGUCCGGAGUGUUUGGUAUUUUGUCAAAGACAAAGCCACCCAGAACACGCUUUACGCCGCACAAGGCCUCGCGGAUAUCGACAAGCCCAUGAUCGAGACUGUGCUAAGAAGAGCUGAUGGAAUAUUCCCAUUCGGCGAGGCUGUGCAUACCAGUGUUUUGAGCCAGGGAAAGCCAGGAUUGAACUUCAAGAUGAGAAUGCUGAGAAGAAGUGCUGGUCAUGAUGAGCAUGAAGUGUGGGAAAUCCCAACGACUGAAGCCAAGAAGAAGGAGUGGAGUCCAAGGAAAUUCAGCAUUUUGGGAAGACACUUCAUCUGGAAGAAUGAAGACGGCAAGGAUGGAGGCCACAUCUCCAAGAAGUGGGCUUGGGAAGCACUCUAUGAGACCAAAGAUGCCACGGACGGAAGCGAAGUUGUCGGAGAGAAGCUCUUUUGGGGAACUGUCCAGGGCAGUGGCAAGGCCAAAUGGAACCUCUUCAUGGUCGACGGGUUAGACUUGGCGUUGAGAGAACAUGUACUGGCGAGCCAGCUGAGCAGGAUUUUGAGAUGGACUAAUCCGCCAGGCAAAGACUUGGCUGGUGUUGAGAAAGGAGUCGCUGCGAUGGGCGCUAUCGGUGCUGUUUCAACGCUUGCUGAACUGCUUGGUUAG
Zasmidium cellare ATCC 36951 is the source of this 1101-nucleotide messenger RNA. RefSeq lists its product as uncharacterized. NCBI's taxonomy places the organism in Eukaryota, Fungi, Ascomycota, Dothideomycetes, Mycosphaerellales, Mycosphaerellaceae. The coding region runs from base 1 to 1101 and encodes 366 amino acids. The transcript has a single exon. The record is from RefSeq and is a predicted model, not a curated record.